UCUUCAAAACUUCAAUUUCCAACAUCUUUCUAUACAUCUCAUGAUUAAUUCAUUCUAUCUCAUUUUUCAUUUUUUUUUAUAUAAGUUAAUUACAACUUCUGUACGUGUUCAUAUAAUUAACGUAGUUUUUCUACACUAAAAUGUGUUAUAACUUACUUAAUGAUCAUCCAUAAACUGUCGGUGACUCACUCACUUUCUUAUUUUUCCUUUCAUCAUUGUCAACAAAAACACACAAAAAGAAAGAAAAAGUAAAUAGAGAUGUUGAGACUCAGCUGUGAUUCAUCUUCACAUAAGUCAACCCCUCCUCUGUCUUCUUCCCGCCAUUCUAGUGAUGUUCAUAGUGGUUCUUGGAAAAAUAACAAUGGGCAGAUUAAAAUUGGCAAAGAAGAUGAUGGUGGUGAUUUACUAGAUAUGUCACCAAGGCCUUGCUACAAUUUUACUCCAGAGAAUGUAAAGUUGGGAAAGAUAUUGCCUGAUCAUCAAUCAUUUAGUUGCUCUGAGUCAGAGAUGACACCGUGUUCUACUUCUUUUUCUUCCAUCACUUCCCAUGGUACACCCAAUUCAAAGUCAUCAAUGGAAUUGGUGAAAGAGAUCAAUGCCCUUGAAAUGGAAAUUCUUCAUUUGGAACGUUAUCUACUUUCAUUGUACCGGACAAGUUUUCAAGACCAUGUUGAUUGUAUACAAUAUAACGAGUCCCCUGUAGAACGUAAGAUAAAAUCACAACUACAACUUGUUACUGAUCAGAAAGUCAGCUCUGAUGCUUGGUUAAGUGGUUAUGGUGGUCAACUUUACCCUCUGCAGGAGAGAAUUACGGGUUUAAAAGAUCCCAUUAGUCCCGUCACCUCGAAUUCAUCAUCUAGGAAAGAGAGAAAAGCUGCUCGUUAUACUCAUCGUAGUCUUGGGGAUCACCUUGGAACUCCUUGUACCGAUAAUGCCCUUCUUGAUGGGCCUGAUAGACUAUCUGAAGACAUAAUCAGAUGCAUUUCUUCCAUCUACUGCAAGCUAGGGGAUCAAAAUCAAUCUCCAUCUGGACCUUUGGUUUCGUCUGCUUCAUCCUUGACCUCAUCUGGUACAAAUUGCACCCGAAAUCUUUCUGAUACAUGGAGUCCUUAUUGCAAUGAGGAAGCUACUUGGAACAGUAAACAGGAAAGCUUAAAAGAGGAAAGAGGUCCUUAUGCUGCAAUGAUAGAAGUUCUGAAGAUAAAUGUUGAUGAUGAUGGUUUUAAUUAUGCGGCGAAGAUGCUAAAGAAAUUCAGAGCAUUGGUAAAAAAGCUUGAGAAUGUUGACCCCGGGAAAAUGAAGCGAGAACAAAAGCUUGUGUUUUGGAUCAACAUUCAUAAUGCUUUGGUGAUGCAUGCUUAUUUAGCAUAUGGAACACCCAAUAACACAAAAAGCAAUUCCAUUUUAAAGGCAACUUAUAACAUUGGGGGACAUUCCAUCAAUGCAUAUAUCAUACAAAUCUCUAUAUUAGGAAUCAAAUCACACUUUAGAGCACCGUGGCUACAGUCACUGCUGUCCCCAGGGAGGAAGCUGAAGACGGAGCCCAAUAAACAUAUAUAUGCCAUUGACUACCCAGAGCCUCUAGUCCAUUUUGCCCUUUCGUUAGGGGCAUUCUCUGACCCUGCGGUACGUAUCUACAACGCAAAGAACGUUUUUCAGGAUCUAAGGGUCGCUAAAGAAGAGUUCAUACAAUCAACGGUUUACGUGAACAAAGAAACAAGAAUAUACUUACCAAAAAUCUUGUAUUACUUUGCAAAAGAUAUGGCAUUGAGUAUGUCAAAUCUUUUGGAGAUGGUUAAUGCAUGUUUACCACAACAUCAACGAAUAGUCAUGAAAACAAGCAUCAAAGCAAAACCCGAAAAACACGUAUAUUGGUUGUCACAAAGUUGUAUAUUUCGAUACGUGAUUCAUCGAAACAUAGCUGAAGGAAGACUGUCUAUUUGAUGUUUAAGCUUUGUUUGUGCAUUUGUGAAACUUGAGUAAAUUUCUUAGUGACUCUCAGAGUGUAUAGAGGUGUUUAAAGGACUAUGAAUAGUUGUGUAUGAAGUUUGAACACACAUUAUAUGCAUUCAUUUGCCUUUUUUGUGAGGAUGAUCUCUUUUUUGUCAAA
Erigeron canadensis is the source of this 2110-nucleotide messenger RNA. RefSeq lists its product as uncharacterized. The transcript is spliced from 10 exons. The record is from RefSeq and is a predicted model, not a curated record. Lineage: Eukaryota; Viridiplantae; Streptophyta; Magnoliopsida; Asterales; Asteraceae. Bases 259 to 1944 code for a protein of 561 amino acids.